GAAGGUUUAUAUUUUUCAGAGAUCGCGGUUUUAUUUUAUAAUGAGAUGGGCUUGAGCAGAGCGCUUUUUAGUUUGUUUUGAUUUUCAGAAAAUCGUGGUUUACUUGUCGUUUAACUUGAAAAUUCCUUUACAGCAUUAUGAAUACUUCAAGCUUAUUUUCGAUCAUUAUUAUUACCCUUCUAUUACAUGAUCAUUGCAACUGUCAAAAUGCUCCUAAGGCUGGUCAAAUAUCAUCAAUGUCCAAACCAAAAGAAGGAGAUUCAGCAACUUUUGGGUGUAAAGCCCAAAGUGGCGAUAAACCACUUUAUUUCAAAUGGUUCAAAGACGGUGAAGUGAUCAAUAACCACAAUACAAUUAGAAUUGAAUAUUUAACAAAAGAUUCAGCAAUCUUGGUUAUUGAUCCGAUUUCUGUAAAUCAUAAUGGCAAUUACACUUGUGUCAUUAGCAACAUCUAUGGCAGAGAUUCAUCAUCGAUACAAAUUAGUAUUGAAGGUCCACCAAAAUGGUUAAAUAAACCCGAAAUGCUUUACAAUGUUCAUGUGAAUGAUGAAUUACGGAUUCCUUGUUCUGCAGUAAGCUCACCUAUUGCACAAGUCAUUCUGAAAAUGUUUAAAGGCUCAUCCUGGGAGGUUAUCGAUGAUGUUAGUAUAAAAAAAGCAGAGAACCAAAUCGUUGUAUCAAAAGUAGAAAAAGUUCAUGAAGGAAAAUACGGAUGUGAAAUAUCAAAUGGAAUUGAACCAAAACUUUGGACAGAAUUUGAUAUUAAAGUUAUUGUUUAUGUGACCCAUUGCUGUGCAACUUUAUGUUUUGAAUAAUCAAAUUUUUUUCAGCGCCAACAUAAAAUGAUUGAAUACUUGUUUUUGUUGGUAUUGUUAUCAUCAAUGCAAUGCUAUUACGGACAGGAAAGUCCAAAAGUAGCUCCCUUUUCUUCACUUGUUAAACCUGUGAUUGGUGGCAGAACCUCAUUUACUUGUCAAAGUAUGGCCGGUGUACCACCUUUACAAAUCGCUUGGUUUAAAGAUGGUCACAAAAUAAACGAAUCUGCCUCAACUCGGAUCAGAACAAACGAAGAAUCAUCAAUAUUGAUUAUGGAAUCAAUAUCAUCGAGUCACUCGGGAAAUUAUACUUGCAAAAUAUCCAAUAGAUAUGGACAUGAUUCUUACUCUUCGGAAUUGUUGAUAGAAGGUCCACCUUUAUGGGUCGAAAAACCAACUAAUAUCAAAUCGGAAAUCGGUAGAAUGCUUACAAUUCGAUGCCUCGUCUCUGGCUAUCCUAAGCCAAGAGUUCAAUUGAAAAAAUUGAAGGGGCUAUCAUGGAUACAAUUGACCGACAAGGACCAGAUAAUAAUGGUAAAUCGAGAUUUUUCUAGCGGUGAAUUUCAAAUUCGUAGUGCUACUCGUGAUCAUCAAGGCAGAUAUGGAUGUGCUGCUUCUAAUGGUAUUCAACCUGAUCUAUGGACAGAGUUUGAUGUUAUUAUUGAUGG
Tetranychus urticae (two-spotted spider mite) is the source of this 1483-nucleotide messenger RNA. NCBI's taxonomy places the organism in Eukaryota, Metazoa, Arthropoda, Arachnida, Trombidiformes, Tetranychidae. The record is from RefSeq and is a predicted model, not a curated record.